Molecule: messenger RNA, 1749 nt
Organism: Camellia sinensis
Lineage: Eukaryota; Viridiplantae; Streptophyta; Magnoliopsida; Ericales; Theaceae
Product: beta-amyrin 28-monooxygenase
Biological process (GO): sterol metabolic process
Molecular function (GO): oxidoreductase activity, acting on paired donors, with incorporation or reduction of molecular oxygen; heme binding; iron ion binding
Source: RefSeq, a predicted model, not a curated record
CCUUUACUUCCUAGUUCAUUUUUUCACCAAAACACUAUCAUAUCUUUACAUCCAUGGAGUUCCUAUAUCUCUCUAUCAUUCUUGCUUCCCUCUCUAUUCUCAUCACCAUUUUUUCUCUCCGACACCGCUCCAAUGACGGUGUCAAACUGCCUCCGGGCAGCUUCGGAUGGCCUAUUAUCGGCGAAAGCAUCGAAUUCCUGUUUGGCAAGCCAGAAAAUUUUGUGAACUAUAGGAUGACAAAGUACUCUCAAGAGAUCUUCAAGACGAAGAUUUUCGGAGAGAAAACAGCAGUCAUAUGUGGCCCAAAUGGAAACAAGUUUCUCUUCUCCAAUGAGAGAAAAAUCUUCACUGGUUUCUUGCCUCACUCAAAGCAGAAGCUUUUCCUCUCAUCAAAACCUGAACCAGUGGCAGCUCCACCAGUUCCACCACCACAUGCGGUGGUAGCAGUGGCAGCGGUGGCUGUGGAUGAUGUAAAAGAAGUGAUAAGGACACCUGGGUUUUUCAAGCCUGAGGCAUUGUCGAGUUACUUGGGGAUAAUUGACUCAAUUUCACAGCAACACUUGAAGACUCAAUGGGAAGGCAAAGAUGAAUUGAAGGUCUACCCUCUGGCCAAGACUCUGACCUUGUCGAUUGCUUGCCGGAUCUUUCUAGGGAUGGAAAAUCCAGAUCGUAUCACGAGGCUGGUUCGCUAUUUUGAUGAUGUCACCUUAGGGUUGCAUUCGAUCAUGGUGAAUUUUCCUGGCACUAACUUUUAUCGUGCUAGCAAAGCUGUUGAUGCUAUUCGAAGGGAGCUAAUGGCAGUGGUGAGGGAGAGGAGAGCCGCUAUGCUAGGCAGUGGAGGAGCUAUGAAACAAGAUAUAUUGUCUCAUAUGAUUGUAGUGAGUGAUCCAACUGGGAAGGGUAUGGGUGAGGCUGAGAUUGCUGAUAAAAUAAUGGGUUUGUUGGUGGCUGGUUAUGCCAAUGUAGCUGUCACCAUUUCUUUCUUCAUGAAGUUUGUGGGAGAAAGUCCAGACAUCUACAAUAAGGUCCUAUCAGAGCAAUUGGAGAUCUCAAAAGAUAAAAAGACAGGAAAAUUGCUAGACUGGAAUGACAUGUCGAAAAUGAAGUACUCAUGGAAUGUAAUGUGUGAAGUGAUGAGAGUUGUCCCACCUCAACAAGGAACCUUUAGAGAAGUCUUAACUGACUUCACAUAUGCUGGUUACACAAUUCCAAAGGGCUGGAAGGUAUAUUGGACAGUUAACACAACAAACAAGAACUCUAAAUACUUUCGGGAUCCAGAAAAAUUUGAUCCGUCAAGGUACGAAGGCGGAGAAGCACCGGCUCCAUACACAUACGUGCCGUUUGGAGGUGGGCCUAGACUUUGCCCUGGAAAAGAGUAUGCUCGUUUAGUAGUGCUAACUUUCAUCCACAAUGUGGUGAAGAAGUAUAAAUGGGAGGUCCUUUUUCCAAAGGAGAAGGUUUUAGGUGAUAUGGUGCCAAUGCCAGAAAAAGGAGUUCCAAUUCGCCUCCACCCACAUUAGUUUUUUUGAAUAAUGCUAAACAAAUAAAAUCUUCACAAAAAAUAAUUGUGAUCUUUUGUAAUUUUUUUUGUUUGGAAUCAAAACAUACAUUAUUGUGACUCAAAAAUUUGAAAAUGUUCCUAUUAUUUCAUUUUGUAUGAAUUUUACGCAUAGACUAUGCAUAAAAAAUUUCUCUAGUAUUUAUUCAUGUAUGUGAUAAACUUUCUAUGCCAUUCAAUUUGGACUUCAU